Messenger RNA from Cladophialophora psammophila CBS 110553, 879 nucleotides. RefSeq lists its product as uncharacterized. The transcript is spliced from 2 exons. The record is from RefSeq and is a predicted model, not a curated record. NCBI's taxonomy places the organism in Eukaryota, Fungi, Ascomycota, Eurotiomycetes, Chaetothyriales, Herpotrichiellaceae. Bases 1 to 879 code for a protein of 292 amino acids.
AUGAAUCAAAGCUCAAAUCACACUCUAGUGAUCGACUUAAAAGAUGAUUUCGAUGACGAUCUUCCAUCGCUUUCCGAUAUAUUCCCAAGCAGGAGUGAUCGUGAUAUUGCCUCUCGUUAUAACGCACCCUCUUCCGAAAGCCACGCUCAGCGACCGGCCGCGUCGUUACUCCAGGCUCCCGAAAAUCGCUCGAACGACGAAGAGGGUGAAUCUAUUGUAGCAUCACGGUCCAGGGAGAAUAUCGCAAAAGUCCCCGAAAGACAAUUAGACUUCGACACGACUCGGUUUCUAGACGACAGUGAUUACGACAUCGUCAAAGAGUGCAAUGGGAUCCUCGACUCUACUAUCGCGAUAAAGCAGCGGUGUACCGCACUAAGGACGAGAAUACGGGAACUAAAAAUGACACUGAAGGCCAAACAAGCCGACCUCGACCGGAUCACCGUUCGACGUCACCAGGAGCUCUUAUCCUAUGACGAAUCUGCCAAAAAGGCACAAGACACGCUUCGAACGAAAGGGGCUAAACUGCGCGCGUGUAAACGCGAGAUUAAGUUACUACGCCGGCGUAACGAGCACCUAGCUGAAGAUCUGGAAGCCGCGAGUGAGGAUUUAGAGAGGACUAAGAAACAUCUGCAGUGUGAUAUCUGUACGGAUGCUUAUAAGAACGUUGUGACAAGGUGUGGUCACUCCUACUGUGCGGAAUGCCUGUCUACAUGGAUAGGGAAGUCUAACGCGAGCGACUUAAACUGCCCGACUGGCCAAUGGAAAGGAGGUUGCCCAAUGUGCCGGCGUGCUCUGGGAGCUGAGGAUGUCUGGCCUAUCUUCCUCGAGGCGGAAGACUCCCCUGUCGAAGCUGUGUGCGCAAAAAGUGACACUGAGUGA